Molecule: messenger RNA, 885 nt
Organism: Nelumbo nucifera (sacred lotus)
Lineage: Eukaryota; Viridiplantae; Streptophyta; Magnoliopsida; Proteales; Nelumbonaceae
Source: RefSeq, a predicted model, not a curated record
UCAUUCUUUCAUGUACUCCGAAUUCAAAAAUAUGUCCCUCUUGAAUAUGUCGAAUUCAGAGUUAUUUCUUGUUGAGGAAGAUCCGAAGGUGAUGAAAUUCGACUUUCUUCUAACAUCUACAUUAGAGUUCUCAGAUAGCAGCCUAAUUGCCACUUCGGAGGAGAGUGAAUUUCAUGUACGAGAAGAAAAGGAAGAAGAAGAACAAGAACAGGGACAAGUUGGGCAGCAACAACAACAGAAGCAAGAGAAAGAAGAGGAUAGCGAGAGUUUAGUUUCUUCUGAGAAGCAAAAACUGCCUUCUCUGGGAGAAUUCACGGCCACAGGGGACGAAGGCAACGACGGGUUCCGAACCCCAACAUCUACAGAUCACAGAAUCCCAGUAAUCCAACAAUGCCCACCUGCACCAAGGAAACCCGCAUCAUCAACGAAACGAAAAGCAUCUCCGACUGGGCAAAAUUACCUGCUCGAUCUGUCCGACGAGAUUAUAUCACUGUUUCCACCUGCCUUACUCGCCGAUCUUGGCCGUAAGAUCAAGAAAGUCCGCGGCAACGAUGCUAAAUGAUCAUUGAGCCACGUAUAUACGGGUAAGCCAAUUGUGUUAAAUUUGUAGGAAAUGUCCGAAUAGAAAUUGGAGAGCACUCACGCAUUAAUUUCCAUGAAGACGAUGUUAAUGGAGGAAUGUUGCUUUUUCUUGCUGGUUGGUCUUCGACUCUUCGCCAUUAUAUAUGAUCUCCAUUUAUUCUCUGGUUGAGAUUUUUGUUGGGGUUGCCGGGCAUUGACCCAAAAUCCAGCAGAUUCCGGAUAUAAUCUUGUAAUGUUAAGUUGCAAAAAGAUCAAAUUAAACUGAAGUACAGAGACACCAUGGGAAAUGGCAUUCCUACUUUA